Aspergillus alliaceus is the source of this 1789-nucleotide messenger RNA. RefSeq lists its product as uncharacterized. Lineage: Eukaryota; Fungi; Ascomycota; Eurotiomycetes; Eurotiales; Aspergillaceae. The coding region runs from base 97 to 1608 and encodes 503 amino acids. Gene Ontology annotation, biological process: proteolysis. Gene Ontology annotation, molecular function: metalloexopeptidase activity. The record is from RefSeq and is a predicted model, not a curated record. The transcript is spliced from 3 exons.
GGAUAAACAAGAGCUCAGCUUCUCCGCAAUCGGACUCAGCUCGACUCACUCUUUUCCUUGAUUGAACCUUCGAUUUGACCCCAAGUAUACGCCGCUAUGCGUCUGCAGCUUUCAGAGGUAGUGAUCGCUACCUUACUUCUCGGCGAAGUGGGCUCUGUCCAACUUCCCCUGUUACAGUCCCAGGUUCCCAUAACCGCGGACAAGGAGCUAGUCAGCUCCUCAGCCCUGCAAAGUGGUGUCAAAGCCGAAAACCUCCUCAAGAGAGCCAAAGAACUGUUUAAAAUCGCGGAACUCGGGGAAGAGGAGUACAACCACCCGACUCGUGUCAUUGGAAGCGAAGGUCACCUCGGGACCAUCGACUACAUCUACUCCGCUCUCGCCAAGUUGGGCGAUUACUACACCAUCACCAAUCAAUCCUUCCCUGCCGUGACGGGCAAUGUGUUUGAGUCCCGUCUCGUCCUCGGUCAUGAUGUACCCAAAUCGGCGACUCCCAUGGGCUUGACGCCGCCGACCAAGAACAAUGAGCCCGUUCACGCGCCAGUGGUCGCGGUUUCUAACUUCGGAUGUGACGCGUCUGAUUUCCCGUCUGACGUGUCUGGAGCUAUCGCGUUCAUUAGCCGUGGCACCUGUCCGUUUGGUACGAAGUCGGACCUGGCCGGAAAAGCUGGCGCGGUCGCGGCCGUGGUGUAUAACAACGAACCGGGCAGUCUUAGUGGCACACUGGGUAACCCAACCCCCGACCAUGUGGCCACCUGGGGUCUUUCGGAUGAGGAUGCCACACCGGUCCUGGAGAAACUGAAGAAGGGCAAGGAGGUCGAUGGUAGUGCGUACAUGGACGCGAUUGUCGAGACCAUUCAGACGACCAACAUUAUUGCUCAGACAACAGAUGGCGAUCAGGAAAACUGCGUGAUGCUUGGUGGCCACAGUGACAGCGUCGCUGAGGGACCGGGCAUUAACGAUGACGGCUCCGGUAGCUUGACUCUCCUGGAGCUUGCCACCCUCCUGACCCAGUACCGGGUUAACAACUGCGUGCGCUUCGCCUGGUGGGCAGGUGAAGAGGAAGGUCUCCUUGGAUCGGAUUACUAUGUGUCCGUUUUGACACCCGAGGAGAACCUGAAGAUCCGGCUCUUCAUGGACUAUGAUAUGCUCGGGUCGCCGAACUUUGCCUACCAGGUUUACAAUGCUACGAACGCGGUUAACCCGGUCGGAUCGGAGGAGCUGCGCGAUCUCUACGUCGACUUUUAUGAUUCUCAUGACCUGAACCACACUUUUAUCCCGUUUGAUGGUCGCAGUGACUACGACGCGUUCAUCAAGCACGGUAUUCCAGGAGGUGGUAUUGCCACUGGAGCUGAGGGUAUCAAGGCGCCCGAGGAGCAGGAGAUGUUCGGCGGUGUGGCCGGCGAGUGGUAUGACCCGUGCUAUCACCAGCUCUGUGAUGGCGUGGCCAAUGUGAAUUUGACUGCAUGGGAGUGGAACACUAAGCUUGUCGCCCACUCGGUCGCCACCUACGCAAGAUCAUUCGACGGUUUUCCCAACCGGACGAAAGAGUCAAUCACUGCUUUCGCUUCGGAGGGCACUAAGUACCAUGGACCUCGGCUGGUGCUGUAAUUUCUAGACCCGUUCGUGGCGUUGACUAGGACCCGUUAGAAUAGAUCGUAUAAUUGGCGUUUGCCGUAAUGAUAAUCUGCUGUGGGCUUUUAAGCAGAUUUGUUUGAGUUUCGGGGUUAGACCAUCACUGUUAACACAUUGAUAGGGUUAGUUAUUAAUAUGAACUUCAUUUGCAUAGUAA